AUGAUGAAGAGUUCGAAUAAUCAAAAUCCAAUGAACUCUGCUCCAAAACUCUUCGGUGUUCCUCUGCCGCAAGGUCGUUUUCUUUCUUAUGUCUUCUUCUUGUGCUGUGGUGUAACAAUUGGAAUCUUCAGCAGCUACUACUAUCUUAAAAACGGCAUACCAAGCCUUCAGUUCCUUCGAUCCUCGCUCACUCAAUCCCCGCCUCAGGCGCCGCCGGACGUAUCCUUGAUCCCUCCGCCGUCAGUAAUAUCGGAAUAUUGGAGCAAUGAGAACGUGAGUGUCACUGAAUUGAAACAUGGACCCCUGCGGCCACGUCAUCAGGCGCCAAUGCAUCAUAUGAAUGAUAAAGAAUUGCUUCGCGUAGCUGCAAAGGCUGUGAGGAAUGGGACGUAUCUGAAACAACAUCAUGUUCCUAAGGUGGCCUUCUUGUUCUUGGUAAGGGGUCCUGUGCUUUUGGCUCCUUUGUGGCAGAAGUUCUUCGAAGGGAAUGAAGGCAAGUACUCUAUUUACGUGCAUUCUAAUCCAUCCUAUGAUUCAUCAGUUCCGGAGAGUCCGGUUUUUCGAGGACGGAGAAUUCCUAGUAAGAAGGUGGAAUGGGGCGGCGUCAACAUGAUCGAAGCAGAGCGUCGUCUUCUGGCCAACGCGCUGCUGGAUCUAUCGAACGAGCGAUUCGCUCUCAUCUCAGAAUCCUGCAUACCCCUUUUCAACUUCUCCUUCACCUAUUCCUAUUUGAUUAACUCUGAACAGAACUAUGUCAUGGCGUAUGACGAGGACAGCGCAGUCGGAAGAGGACGGUAUAGGAGCAGCAUGUCCCCAACCAUCACUCUAAAACAAUGGAGGAAAGGUUCUCAGUGGUUCGAAAUGGGUAGAGAGCUCGCUCAUCAAGUAGUAACAGACAAAAAAUACUUCCCAAUUUUCCAAAAGCACUGCAGGGGAUCAUGCUACUCGGAUGAACACUACUUGCCAACAUAUGUUAGCAUCGAGCAUUGGAAGAAGAACUCGAAUCGGAGCUUGACCUGGGUUGAUUGGUCGAAAGGCGGUCCGCACCCGGCAAAGUUCGUGAGACCGGAGGUGACCAUUGACUUCCUCAACAGCCUGAGGGACAUGCAAUGCCCAUAUAACGGAAACAGCACAAAUGCUUGUUAUCUUUUUGCCAGGAAGUUUUUGCCUAGUGCUUUGAUAAGGCUACUUAAGGUUACUCACAUAGUUUUUCGGUUUUAA
This is a messenger RNA of Arachis stenosperma, 1221 nucleotides long. Its product is annotated as glycosyltransferase BC10-like. The transcript is spliced from 3 exons. Gene Ontology annotation, molecular function: glycosyltransferase activity. Bases 1 to 1221 code for a protein of 406 amino acids. NCBI's taxonomy places the organism in Eukaryota, Viridiplantae, Streptophyta, Magnoliopsida, Fabales, Fabaceae. The record is from RefSeq and is a predicted model, not a curated record. Gene Ontology annotation, cellular component: membrane.